CCUACACUCUUUCCUGAUGCCUCUAUAACUUUUGGCUUCGCGCCAUUCUCUACACUUAAAGUGAAUCAAUUCAAUUCAUGGAAACAAUGUCUCCUUGAUUGAAUACGUAUUCCUUCAAUCACUCUCUUUUCGACAACCGACUGCAAUACUAUUGUAAACAAGUACUACCUUCUAGCCAUCAUGAACGGCUUCUCAAACCAUCCCCUCGACGAGGAUGCCUUUGGGGAAAAGAGAACUGCGGGAGCUGGCUUGCGCACAUUCGAUGCGUUCCCAAAAACCAAACCCACGUAUAUGACGCCGACUCGUCGCGGAGGACAGUGGACAGUAAUCAUCUAUGCGAUCUGCACGAUCCUGUCACUCGGGGAGCUGUUAACAUGGUACCGCGGCACCGAAAACCAGCACUUUAGCGUCGAAAAGGGCGUGUCACGCGAGCUGCAGAUGAAUCUGGAUAUGGUGGUCAACAUGCCUUGCGCAGAUCUGCGCGUCAACGUGCAAGAUGCCUCCGGCGACCACAUUAUGGCCGGUAUGCUGCUCAAUAAAGACAAUACGAAUUGGGAAAUGUGGAACAACAAGCUGAAUCAGAUCUCGGCCGGCGUGCAUGAGUACCAGACGCUCAAUGCCGAGGAUAAUAAUCGACUGUUGGCCCAGGAGGAGGAUAUACAUGCCCGCCAUGUCAUUCAGCAUGUUCGCCGCAAUCCGCGCCGAAAGUUCCCCAAGACCCCGAGAUUGAGCGCAAAGUAUCCCGCUGAUUCGUGCCGCAUCUACGGCAGCUUGGAGGGGAAUAAAGUGCAGGGAGACUUUCAUGUGACGGCGCGAGGACAUGGCUACAGCGACAUGGGUGAACAUUUAGAUCACUCGAAAUUCAAUUUCUCGCACAUGAUCACCGAGCUGUCCUUUGGACCUCACUACCCCUCUCUCCUUAAUCCUCUCGACAAAACCAUCGCCACGACUGACGCGCAUUACUACAAAUACCAAUACUUCCUCAACGUCGUCCCCACAAUCUACUCCAAGGGCAACGGCGUCGUCGAGAAGUACACGUCCAACCCGGCCAUGGCGUUCAAAAAGAUGCGAAACACAAUCUUCACCAACCAAUACUCCGCGACGAGCCAAUCACUCGACCUCCCCGAGAAUCCGUACAACACGCCUGGAGUGUUUUUCAAGUACAACAUUGAGCCCAUCCUGCUAUUUGUCAAUGAAGAACGCGGCAGUUUUCUGGCGCUGUUGGUGCGGUUGGUGAAUGUUGUGUCCGGUGUGAUUGUCACGGGUGGAUGGUUGUUUCAGUUGAGUAGCUGGGCGUCCGAGGUGCUGAGGCGUCGUCGACGCAAUAUGGAAGGUGUCCUGAAUGGGCGGGCGCACUCGGGUGAUUAUGAUGAGUGAAAUGAUCCUCAUUUUAUUUUCUGUGUUUCAUUCUGCAUUGCGUCUGCGUGUUUGUGUUUAUUCUUGUAUUUUUUGUUUUAUAGCUACUUUGGUGCUGUUCUGGAGUUCAAGAAUGUAAAAUGUUUAUAUACCGAUACCAAUCAAAAUUGGAUUUAGAAAUUACACAUGUACUGUAUUGAGUGCUUUUGAAUAAGAUUAAAUGACUCAGAAUAUC
This is a messenger RNA of Talaromyces proteolyticus, 1591 nucleotides long. Its product is annotated as putative COPII-coated vesicle protein. Gene Ontology annotation, biological process: endoplasmic reticulum to Golgi vesicle-mediated transport; retrograde vesicle-mediated transport, Golgi to endoplasmic reticulum. Gene Ontology annotation, cellular component: endoplasmic reticulum membrane; COPII-coated ER to Golgi transport vesicle; endoplasmic reticulum. NCBI's taxonomy places the organism in Eukaryota, Fungi, Ascomycota, Eurotiomycetes, Eurotiales, Trichocomaceae. The transcript is spliced from 4 exons. The record is from RefSeq and is a predicted model, not a curated record. The coding region runs from base 181 to 1377 and encodes 398 amino acids.